ACCUUUGGGACAGACAACGUCAGUCAACAAACACAUCAAGCAACAAAGCAAUAGAAAUGGACAAAAAUACAUAAAUCCCUUCAAAGUAAUAGAUAAAACAAACAUGUGAUUCCAUAACAAACAUAUGACUAAUGUAAAAUCUCCGGACGGCUAGCUAUCAUCAUGGGGAAACAGACGCGAGUGGAUCCACCAACCGCCACCUUUCCCUACACAAUAACUAAGAGACUAAAUCUUCUAAGCCAGCCCCGAAAAGGUUUCGUUGAUACCUCAGAUGGACCUGGCUACACACAGUCUGGUAUCAGAAAAUCCGCCUUAAAUGGACAUCCUUCUGAUAGAGUCAAUGAUAUUGCAUGGCCUUGGCUCAGGCGUUUGAUGAUAGUCAAAAAGACGUACAGAAACAAAUUUGAUCAAGAACGUUUGGAAAAACUCGACCGUAUGAUUGAAGCGAGUAAUGGAACCCUGUAUUCCAAGCUAGCCCAUUGUACUAUAGACCUUAAGAGGCAGCAGGACGCUAAAGAUUUUGGAAAGAAAAGAGGAUGGACAGAGAGCGAGUGGAAGAAACACAUGGAUUAUAUCGGAACGGUCGCUGCCCCUAAAAAGGAGUUCCGACCACCGCCUGUAAAGCGUGGUAAGUCCGCACCCCUAGAAGCUCUGAUGCCAAGGAUUAACGAGAUAUCAUCUCCGCCUGAAUUCAAGUGCUACAAGAGAGAGUCGAAGCAAAUCUGGUACAAGGAUCCAAUUAAGGUCCCACCCGCUGCCCUCAAGUACCAAAUAUCGGAUCGAGUUAAGAAGCUAGCCGCUCCGAGGAGUUUACCUGAUGCAUGAACAGCAUCAUUUGCGAAGACCACCCCAGCCAUCAUCAUCGUCAACCUACCGUAUCAAUCGUAAUCAUGUGAAUACUGCUCAAGUGAAGUGAAGUUAAGGACUAGAAACGAAGCCUCUGUAUAACUUGUCUAUCCAUAACAAAACCAAACAAUAUUCUCAAAGAUAAACAUGCUUCAAACUACAAAAGCAUUUAAUUUUUGUUAGCAUGCUACGGUCUAUUCAGUUUACUCGAGUUUGACGAAGCUAGUCUUCAUAAAUACCAACAUUAACACGGUCAAAAUAUAUUAACUUUUUUUUUAACUACGCGCCAAUUUACAUGUUCAUGUACUCUUAGUAUAAGUUUUGCUUUACGUUUAAAGUAAUAGAAACGAGAGCGCAGUCACAGCUCCGAUUGGUCGGCUCAAAUAAACCAACCAAGCACAGAGCCGAACGCAGUUUCGUUUCGAUUAAUUUAAAUGUAAUGAAAACUCGUACUAAGAGCUUUGAUUUGCUAUUUAAUUUUCCUUUUGACGUGUCCAAACUUGACAUUUAUGAAGCAGAAUUCUAGUCUUCUCUGGAUCUUCGCGGGCUUGAUCUGAAUAUAGUUACACUAAGUACAAGUUGUGUGAGAUCAAUAUAAUUUAAGACGAAACUUUCCUAUAACCGU
Messenger RNA from Spodoptera frugiperda (fall armyworm), 1471 nucleotides. RefSeq lists its product as uncharacterized. Bases 163 to 825 code for a protein of 220 amino acids. Lineage: Eukaryota; Metazoa; Arthropoda; Insecta; Lepidoptera; Noctuidae. The record is from RefSeq and is a predicted model, not a curated record. The transcript has 4 exons.